This is a messenger RNA of Pungitius pungitius (ninespine stickleback), 2359 nucleotides long. RefSeq names its product BRO1 domain and CAAX motif containing (gene brox). The transcript has 13 exons. The record is from RefSeq and is a predicted model, not a curated record. Lineage: Eukaryota; Metazoa; Chordata; Actinopteri; Perciformes; Gasterosteidae. The coding region runs from base 167 to 1399 and encodes 410 amino acids.
AUUUCCUGGACUGGUGUCACAUGACUGAAGCGUGUGCUUUCAUUGGCCAGCUUCCAUUCCGUGUUUACUUCCGGAAGUGAUUUGUUGUUAGUGUCAGACUUUCCAUAAGGACUAUUAAACCUCAAAUCUACAGCACCGGAACGACAGGUGUGUCCUCGUCCCCAGCAUGGCACACUGGUUUCACAGAAACCCGCUGAAGGCAACAGCGCCCGUGUCCUUUAACUUCUACGGAGUGGCAGGAAGCCCCGCGGCCAACAAGAUCUGCAAUGACCUGAGGACCAACCGGGCCAGACUGCUGGAGAUGUUCACUGAUGUCACCUGCAACCCUGAGAUCAUGAAGAAUGCUACAGAUGCAUACUUCUCCCUCCUCCAAGGCUUUAUUUCAUCCUUGGAUGGAACUACUCAGGAGAACAAGAUGAGGUUCAUCCAGAACUUCAAGUGGACUGACACUUUACAAGGAAACACACCAAGUGCCCAGCAGGAUGCCAUCUUUGAGCUGGUCUCCAUGGCCUUCAACGUAGCCCUCUGGUACACCAAGUUUGCCUCGAGACAAGCAGGGAAAGAAAACGUGACGGAGGCUGAGGCAAAAGAUGUUCACCGGAGCCUGAAGGUCGCUGCUGGUACUUUCAAAACCCUCAAGGACGUCCACGUCCCUCGUCUCAUCACCCCGGCUGAAAAGGGCCGAGACCUGGAGCCCCGAGUGAUCGAUGCGUACAUCAUCCAGUGCCAAGCCGAGGCCCAAGAAGUGACGAUUGCCAGAGCGAUCGAGCUGAAGCACAACGCCGCGCUCAUCGCAGCGCUGGCAUUUGAGACGGCAAACUUCUAUCAAAAAGCCGACCACACGUUGAACACCUUGGAGCCGGAGUGCAGUGGCAAAUGGAGGAAGUACUUCCAGCUGAAGCAGCUCUUUUACAUGGCUUAUGCCUACUGCUACCAUGGACAGACGCUGCUGGCCAGUGACAAGUGUGGGGAGGCCAUCCGGUCCCUCCAGGAGGCGGAAAAGUGUUACUCGCACGCCGAGGCGCUGUGCAAAGAGUACCGUCACACCAAAGGGCCCGGCACCACGGCCAAGCCGUCGGAGCAGCUGUUCUUCCUCAAGCUGGGCGCUCUCAUUAGGAACACGCUGGAGAAGUGCCAGAGGGAGAAUGGCUUCAUAUACUUCCAUAAGGUCCCAGUGGAGGCGCCCCAGCUCGAGCUGAAGGCCAGUUACGGGUUGGCUGAGCCAAUCCCCUUCGAGCUGCCGCCCCUCAGUGAGCAGUGCACUUCUGAAGUCUACGCCACCUUUGACCUCACCAAGGGGGCCAAAAAUGACAAGGCCAAGCCCAAGGAGGAGGAGGUGAAACCGGUGAAGGAGCCAGAUCUGAAGCCUCAGAAGGACACAGGCUGUGUCCUCUCCUAAACCCGCCCCACGCUUCACUCCCAUCUAUUGUAAUGUAUAUAUUCUUUUUCAUUUGUGGUGUUUUGCUUUCCUGCACCCAGGUGGGAGCCGUCAGGUCCAGACAAAGCUGUUUGGUAAAUUUAGUCUUUACACGAGGCUCCGAUAGCGGGGACAGAACAAAAUAAUAUGGAACCCCACUACAUAGGGCAUGAUGACUCCCAUUCACACAGUAUGAUCUGCGUGUGUAUUGAUAUUAAAACACACUCGUGAUAAUCAACAGGGUUAAAAUCUUAAGUCGUAUAUGCAGUUUACAAUCAGUACUUUAUUUCCAUCACUUGACAUGUGUACCUUGGUUCUUUUUACACUUAAUGUAGCUGCUCGUUUUUUUUUUUACUUCUACUAUUCAUAAAGGAAAUCUUUUAUUACUGGAUGAAUCAUUCUUUAACAUGCUGAGAUAUUAAUAGUGGUUUAAUUUAUUUCUAUGGUCAUGUACGACUUUGUGUGGCUCAUGUUAUUGCUGUUGGGGAUUUUAAUUAGAAAAGUUUCAGCGGAUGCAGCACUCGUGGGGAAAUGUGUUCCCUCAUCUCAUCACGCUGCUGCCUUCCACUCCUCCACGGUUAAAGCACCACCACCGAUCACCUGGCAAACUGUCAUUGGCUGUUCACAUGAACCUGUGUGUGUGUAUUAGCUCGCCCUAAUAUCCUCUUAACGGAAGUGAAAAUCAAAUGCUGUAUCCCUCACUUCCAUCAUAGAACAAUGUAACGCCGUUGCACUUGAUAUUCAGCUGUGCAGAAGGUUCAGUGUGGAUCGGAUGAAAUAUAAAGGCAUGUGACCAUUAUUCUUCAUACCUGGAACAGCAGCACUGUCAUUUGUUCUUUUCAAGAGUGUCAGAUCACCACGAGCUGCACAUCGCUCGUCUUCCAGCGAGGUCUGUGAUGUAAAAUGUCUUUCUGAAGGUAAUAAAUCAUCCAUACGAGUCCA